AUGGCACUCUUUAACCACUUGUUACUCUUGUCUUGUUUGGCGUCGCUGGUUCUGAGCUCACCUUUCUUCCCACCAACCUGCUACUCCAAGGUGCUGAGCAUGGCUCGGGAAAUCACCCAAGUGGUGGCAAACCUGAAGAAGGACUAUUACACUGGUUACUGCAUGGCCCACAUGCCAUACCUCUAUCUUGAUGUCCAUAAUGCUUGUGUGAUACACAAAAUAAGGACCUACAUCUCCCUGAUAGAAGAGCUGCGACAGCGGCGCUGUGCUUACACCGCAGACAUGAGGAAGCUGGGGGGCACUCUGAAACAGCUCUUCGUCUUCUUGUCUCAAAAAUGUCACGGGGACCUGGUGUUCACCAUUGAUGACUGUGCAGCGUUGGAGUACUAA
Molecule: messenger RNA, 390 nt
Organism: Cheilinus undulatus (humphead wrasse)
Lineage: Eukaryota; Metazoa; Chordata; Actinopteri; Labriformes; Labridae
Product: CYTL1 domain-containing protein
Exons: 4
Coding region: 1-390 (129 amino acids)
Biological process (GO): positive regulation of transcription by RNA polymerase II
Source: RefSeq, a predicted model, not a curated record